This is a messenger RNA of Nelumbo nucifera (sacred lotus), 1394 nucleotides long. RefSeq names its product RNA-binding (RRM/RBD/RNP motifs) family protein. Gene Ontology annotation, molecular function: snRNA binding; mRNA binding. Gene Ontology annotation, cellular component: precatalytic spliceosome. NCBI's taxonomy places the organism in Eukaryota, Viridiplantae, Streptophyta, Magnoliopsida, Proteales, Nelumbonaceae. The record is from RefSeq and is a predicted model, not a curated record. Gene Ontology annotation, biological process: mRNA splicing, via spliceosome.
AGGAGAGAAAAAGAUCCCAUUUGUCUACUCCAAAAUCCAAGUACACGGAGCUAAGCAUUAUACCUUUCCUUUUUUCAAGCAAGCUUCGUCUAGUCUCGUUUUUAUCGGCUUCAUCUAAAUAUGCAGACGUCUACAGCUGACAUCGUAGGGCCUCGGAAGUAAUUAACGGCGAAUGUGUAUAGAAUGUUUGGCAGAAGCCUAAAUCAGUAGAGGCGUUUGCAGUUUUGGAUUCCUACUCCAUUCGUAGGAAUAGUACUGUGGGAGUGGGCUUCGAAUUUCCGUGUACAUUGAAAUAUUGAUACGAGAAACAGAAUACACAGGCGAGAGUCUACAAAGGAAUGGCGUCCAGCAACAUAAACUCAGUUUUUUAUGCAGAUUCCUACCAUCCAAUCCAAGCCGGAAGUAUUGACGGCACAGAUAUUCUUCCUCACGACAAUGCCAUUUACAGGGCUCUCCUCUGUUCAUCUGCCGGACUCUACGACCCAUUUGGGGAUUCCAAAGUUAUUGGAGAUCCUUAUUGUACUUUGUUUGUUGGGCACCUUUCUCACAUCACAACUGAAGACACGCUGCGGAAGGCUAUGAGUAGAUAUGGAAAGGUAAAGAACCUACGCUUGGUUAGGCAUAUCGUAACUGGUGCAUCAUGUGGUUAUGCUUUUGUUGAGUAUGAAAACGAAAAGGAGAUCCGCCGUGCAUAUGUGGAUGCACAUCAUUCCAUAAUUGAUGACUCUGAAAUUAUAGUGGAUUACAACAGGCAGCAGUUGAUGCCAGGGUGGAUUCCACGAAGGCUAGGAGGGGGCCUUGGUGGUAAGAAGGAGUCUGGACAGCUUCGCUUUGGAGGACGUGAAAGACCAUUUCGAGCUCCACUGCGACCAAUUCCCUUGGACGAUUUGAAAAGGCUUGGGAUUCCACCUCCUCCCGAAGGAAGAUACAUGUCACGCUUUCAGGUCCCAUCACCGCCUAGAAGACCAAGGAGCUCAGUUGACAGGGAAGAACACUCUCACAAGCGCCAUAGAUAUAGCAAACAUUCCCAUCGGCAUGAAAGGAGGUCCCAAAGUAGAGAUCUCCAUUCUGAUUGAAUGGCGACAAGCAGUCCUUUUCUCUAUAUAAGGGGUCUAAUUUGGAGAAUUGCAAGGCCAAAGCAUAAGGGAGCUCAAGAUGCAUGGACCCUGUGGUAGAAUCUCAAAAUAUAAGCACUUGAUUAUAUUCCUGGUAGAGCUUCUCAAUACAUUUUUGCUUUGGUUUUCGUUUUUCCCCUGCUAUGUACAUUGUUCUCUAGUUGACUGAAGGAAUCCCCUUAUAUUGUGUAAUGUUGAGAUUAGAUUGCUUUUAUUCUUUAUAUAUGACACUGUCUUUGACACUUUUCAUAUUUAUAAGAUAAAAUUAUUUUGUCCUGU